Molecule: messenger RNA, 2220 nt
Organism: Lethenteron reissneri (Far Eastern brook lamprey)
Lineage: Eukaryota; Metazoa; Chordata; Hyperoartia; Petromyzontiformes; Petromyzontidae
Product: isoaspartyl peptidase/L-asparaginase-like
Cellular component (GO): cytoplasm
Molecular function (GO): asparaginase activity
Source: RefSeq, a predicted model, not a curated record
GUGCGCGCGUGGACUUUGUUGUUUUUUAACGAAAGGAGCCAUCUUCGCUUGCAGUUGCGGCCGCCCUAUUUAAAAUUCGGCAUUUCUCAUUAGGCUCUUUGAAUCGACAGCGCGCAAGAGGUAAAACACAUGGCUUUCCGUGUCGCUGCUGUUUGGCGCGUGUGAAUCUACGCCCCGACAGCCGCUAAUAUAGCCACGCCGUUCCUGCUGCUUGCUGCUGCUGCUGCUUGCUUGCUGCUGCUGCUUGUCGAAGCGUGCGAUGCUAACGCGAGUCUGACAUUCCAAGUCGCGUGCAAGGCCACCCGGUCACGCAUCAGCGCAACGCGAUCGAGAGGCGAGAAACGCAGCGGAACAAAACGUGCGCGGGGGGGGUUCGCGAUGCAAGCGCCUCCCAAGGAGUCGGGACGUGACGAGAAUUCGCAGGUGACGGAGAAGAUGACCGACGACGACGACGAUAACGACGAGACGAGGAGGAGGAGGAAUCCCGGGCUGUCCGUGGUGGUCGUGCACGGCGGGGCGUGGGCCAUCCCGGACGAUCUGGCCGAGGCGAGCGUGGCGGGGGUGAAGGGCGCCGCCAUGCGAGCCCACGAGCUUCUGUCCCGCGGGGGAGGCAGCGCGCUCGAUGCCGUGGAGGCUGCCGUGAAAGCGCUGGAGGACGACGCGGCCUUCGAUGCGGGCCAUGGCUCGGUGCUGACGGAGGCUGGCGAGGUGGAGAUGGACGCGCUCAUGAUGGACGGGAGGACGCUGCGCCUGGGCUCCGUGUCGUGCGUGCAAGGGGUGGCGAACCCGGUCAGCCUGGCCCGCGCGGUCAUGGAGAAGACGGAGCACGCCAUGCUGACGGCGGCGGGGGCCGCGCGCUUCGCCGAGGCGCUGGGGGUGGCGCGCGUGCCCCAGCGCGAGCUCGUGACGGAGGCGGCGCGCUCCGAGUGGGAGCGCUACCGGCGCUACCGCCACGCCGUGCGGGCGCUCUUCAGCUCGGAGCGGGCCCACGACACUGUGGGUGCGGUGGCCCUGGACGCGCGGGGUGACGUGGCGUGUGCCACCUCCACAGGGGGCAUCACCAACAAGAUGCCCGGUCGCGUCGGAGACAGCCCCAUUGUGGAUGAUGGUUUAAAAGUGCAUGGCUCCGAGUGGCGUCCUAACAUCGGGAGGAAGAUUGUUCAGGACGGCCGCAGAAGCGCGUCUGAAAGCGCACGAUGUGGCGACCGUCUUUGUUCGAAAGGGUGCGGAGGGUACGCGGAUAACGCUGUGGGCGCCGUUUCCACCACCGGGCACGGAGAGUCGAUCAUGAAGGUCACGCUGGCGCGACUCAUCCUGUUCCACAUGGAGGCCGGAAAGUCCCCGGAUGAGGCGACGGCGCUGGCCCUGAGCCACAUGCGUGACCGGGUCGGAGGUCACGGCGGGGCCGUGGUGCUGGGCCGGGACGGGCGCUGGGGGGCUCGCUGCUCCACCGAGCGCAUGGCCUGGGCGGCCGUGGCCGCCGGCUCGCUCUACUACGGCCUUCAGCCUGGGGAAGUCCACAUCGAGCCUCUCUAGUAAAGCCACCAAACGGUCCGGUUGGGGCCAGGACAGUUCCCCCGGUAGUUGGUUCAGCGGCUUCCCCAAGAAGCUUUUGUGAAAAUCGGGAUUUUGUCACAGUUUAACAUUUGAUGGCUUCAUGCCCGAUGGGUGUUGCAAACUUCUUACAGCGGAAAAGUCGCCAAACAGUGCUCCAGAAGUCGGUGAUGGAUCUUGUUAGGUUGUUACAAAUGCCAAUAGACGAUUUCACAAGGACUGUAUUACACAUAAUUCGCUGAUACAGGAUCUUUAAUACCUUUAAUACACAGAUGCAAUCACGUCACUAGACAAUUAACUAGAAGUAUUACUCAAAGUAAACGAUGCAGGAUAUGUAUAUGCAUACUAUCCGUGCUAUCGGUUCUCUGCCUAUAUUAAAGUCUCAUAUCCCCUUUUCCUCUACCGAUGACUCACUGCCUCUGUACAACAUUAUUUGCCCAGUUUUUAUACGGCAUCUUGAAAUGCAAUAUAUUAAUCCACAUCGUCAAGCGUUGUAGGUAUUACCUCCUAGUAAUAUAUAAUUUCCCUAGUUUAUAGUCACACAAUGUAUUUGCUGAUUAAAAACUUCGCAAAAAUAUUGCCUGCGGUGCUGCGAUAGCAUAGAGUAAGAACUUCAGUGUUAACGUACUGUAUUUCAAAACUAUAAUUACCGAUUUUCAUAUCAAA